Molecule: messenger RNA, 342 nt
Organism: Heterobasidion irregulare TC 32-1
Lineage: Eukaryota; Fungi; Basidiomycota; Agaricomycetes; Russulales; Bondarzewiaceae
Exons: 1
Source: RefSeq, a predicted model, not a curated record
AUACGCCUGAACGUAAAGAUAUCGAAUCAGGAUCAAAACGCUAGAGCAAAAGCCACCAUUGACUCAGCAUGUGAAGGAAUCAUAGUGAAUGAGACCUGGGUCAAGAAACACCAAUUCCCCACAUAUUCACUUAAUAAUCCCAUCCGCGUCCAAAACGUCGAUGACACUAUCAACAAAGCAGGUCUUAUCUGGUCUGCUCUGGAUGUGAACCUCAAAAUUCGGGACAUUCAUGGGCAAACGCAUACCGAGCACGUCCAAAUGUUUAUCUCCAAUCUAGGAAAAGAUGAUCUUAUCCUCGGAACAGAUUGGCUAAAAUACCACAAUCCUUCCAUUGAGUGGAGG